Messenger RNA from Owenia fusiformis, 2846 nucleotides. NCBI's taxonomy places the organism in Eukaryota, Metazoa, Annelida, Polychaeta, Sabellida, Oweniidae. The record is from the annotation of a GenBank genome assembly.
CACACGUCACGAAAAAUGGAGACUGCAAAUCGACAACAAAUUUUAUCAUUUUCAUAAAUUUUCUUCAAUUAUGAUGUCUAUUAAGAAUAAAUACUAAAAUGUUGGGUAAAAAAAGAAAGCGGAUAGUUGGAAGUAUAUCUUGGGGUAAACGUAGGGGUCCGAAAGAUGCAGAAGAUACUUCAACAUUCUCACAGCCAAGUGUGUACCAUGCCUUAGUUGUAAUAUUCCUAGAAUUCUUCUCAUGGGGCUUACUCACUGCCCCAAUGAUUAAUGUAUUAAACGACACAUUUGAAAAUCACACAUUUCUGAUGAAUGGUUUAGUCCAGGGUGUUAAAGGAAUCUUAUCAUUUCUGAGUGCCCCUUUAAUAGGAGCAUUAUCAGAUGUAUGGGGCCGCAAGCCAUUUCUCCUGCUUACUGUCACAUUCACUUGUGCCCCUAUACCACUCAUGAAGUUUAGCCCAUGGUGGUACUUUGCUAUGAUCUCAAUAUCUGGAAUCUUCGCAGUAACAUUCAGUGUUGUGUUUGCAUAUGUAGCUGACAUCACAACUGAAGAAGAGCGCAGCUCAGCAUAUGGACUGGUGUCUGCUACUUUUGCAGCAAGCUUAGUGACAAGUCCUGCAAUUGGUGCUUAUUUAGGCAAAGUUUAUAGCGAUAACCUUGUUGUAGCCCUAGCUGCAGCUAUAGCAAUGUUUGACAUAUUAUUUAUAAUGGUUGCGGUGCCUGAAUCAUUACCAGAGAAAAUGAGACCUGCAUCAUGGGGAUCUCAGAUAUCCUGGGAAAAAGCAGACCCAUUCGGGGCAUUACGAAAGAUUGGUCAGGACCAUCUGAUCCUGAUGCUCUGUGUAACAGUGUUUCUAUCCUACCUACCUGAGGCAGGCGAAUACUCAUGUUUCUUCGUCUACCUAAGACUCGUCAUGGGUUUCUCUGAGGAGUCUGUCGCAUCAUUUAUUGCAGUUAUAGGUGUCUUAUCAGUUUUAGCUCAGACUGCCAUUCUUACAUUACUAAUGAAGUAUUUAGGUCCAAAGCACUCAAUCAUGGUUGGUCUCAGUUUUGAGAUGGUUCAGCUUGCCUGCUAUGGUUUUGGAUCAAAAACAUGGAUGAUGUGGACAGCAGGCUGUCUGGCAUCCAUGGGAAGUAUCACCUACCCCGCCAUCAGUGCAUUUGUCUCUGCUCAUGCACCCCCUGACCAGCAAGGUGUGGCACAAGGAGUCAUUACGGGCAUUAGAGGCUUGUGCAAUGGCCUUGGACCAGCUCUCUAUGGAUUCAUAUUCUUCCUAUUCCACGUUGACCUUAAUGAAAACAAUACACCACUUGAAGGGUCAAAAAAGAAUGAUGUUAUUAUUGUAAAUGCUGUAAAUACUUCGAAUCCUGAGACAUCUGGACUUUGGGAACGGUACCAGGUAGACAAGUUAAACAAUAUAAUCCCAGGCCCACCAUUUGCUUUUGGAGCUGUUCUAGUCAUGCUAGCUUUGCUAGUGGCGAUAUUCAUCCCUGAAAAUCCCCACGUUAACUAUACCCAUGUGCCACAGAAAUCACCAACUAAACGUAGCCAAACAAUAGACAUUUUCCAGAGAGAUAAAGGUCAUAGGAACCCAGCAGAAGAAUCACUAUUAGCUGAGGAGACUGCAUAGCAAUUACUGAACACUGGAAAACUAGGGUUUUAACAUGGUUAAUGAGAAUAAUGUGAAGAGAUUAUCUAAGUUGACAAUCAUGAUGGAUUGCUACUAGGAAAUCUUAAGGUACAUUUUAAACCUCACUGGUUUAUCUAAAAGACCUCAAGGUACAUUUGAAACACCAGAAAAUCACAUAUAAACUGCAUAUUGGAUAUGUGCAUUUUUAAAAUCUGGUGGUUUAUUGGACCAAAAUGAUAGAAAUAAGGUGCUGACUUCCUGCAAACCCAUUGCAUUUCUUAGGACAUUUCUCAAGGAUAUGAGAUUAGAUGAGAUAUUGUGUGGUUCCCAUAAUGGGCCAAUAUGGUAAAUGCUAGUAUGGCAUGUAUGAUAGCAACCCAUAGACUCUGAUAGUGAAUGUUAUAGGUUGAUUGUAUUGACAAGUAAACGGUGGUUCAUUGGAAAAUCUGACAGAACUGAGAUUCAAUCAUGGGCAAAUAGAAAUCUCAUACAUGUAUUGUUCAAUGAAAAAACUGUCAGUUUAGUUGACAACUAAAAGUGAAGUGAAGUAAACCUGUUGAUGGGCCAGAUUUUCUCUUUGAAUCCGUUCUAAAGCCCAUAAACCUAUAAUACGGGAAUCUUGCAUCAUUAAUGGCCAGUUUGUUACUUUGCAUUUAUAUCUGAAUGUGUCAUAGCAUUUUUGGUUUGAAAUAACAACAUCCCACAACUUUUUUUACCCCAUCACUAGUUCUUGUGCUCUCAGAAUAUGUUACAUUAGUUAUGGUUUCACUAAACAAGUUUAUGUCUAAUGCUAUUGUUCAUAUAGUAUUGCCUCAAAUUCAUGUGUUGCCCUUCCCUUUGAUUUCUGCUCAAAAUUGAUUAAAAAGAUUAUAAGGAAGUUAAAAUACCAAGUUUUAACAGAAUUUGUAUGUGUGUAGAAUUAUGGUAUUGCACAGUUCUAAGGAUAAGUUUUCCCCAGUUCUUCGUAUUUACUCACCUAAUAACAAUAUAAGGAAAAUAGUUGUUAAUUUGUCCCAGGACGUACCAAUUGAGAGGGGAACAGUAAUAGAAGUUCUCUUGAAAACUUGUAGAUUAACAAAGUUCCAGCAAAUAUGAGGUGUGAUUGGACAAUGCACCCAACGCAGUUUACACAUUCUCCAAUAGAUUAUGGCCUAUUUUUAUUAUCCUUAAAAUGAAAGUACCCAAGCUUGCUUUAAGGGUAUGGAAUAAGAAAUA